Messenger RNA from Leishmania braziliensis MHOM/BR/75/M2904, 2736 nucleotides. RefSeq names its product putative chloride channel protein. Gene Ontology annotation, molecular function: voltage-gated chloride channel activity. Bases 1 to 2736 code for a protein of 911 amino acids. The record is from RefSeq and is a predicted model, not a curated record. Gene Ontology annotation, cellular component: intracellular membrane-bounded organelle; membrane. Gene Ontology annotation, biological process: chloride transport; transmembrane transport. The transcript has a single exon. Lineage: Eukaryota; Euglenozoa; Kinetoplastea; Trypanosomatida; Trypanosomatidae.
AUGGCUCGCUACGAGUCUGUGGACACGUACGAGGCCGAGAGUAUGCUAUACAAGGACCACCUGGAGACUCGCAGCCACGAGCCGCGCUGGUUCAUGUGGGUCUUCGUGGUAGUACUCGGUGUCGCGACAAGCGCGCUGUCAGUUGGCAUGGUAACGUGUCUGCACAUGUUCAAUGCAGUGCGCUACGAACUUCUCGGCUUUGGACUGCGCGGCUUUACCUUUGUAGAUGCGCAGCGGUAUCCCAACGUUAGUGAAGCGCCGCCAGUAAACGUGAUGGGCAGUAGCGGACGCGACACUGCCCACAGCGCCUCGCUCGAUGUGUGGGCGAUGCUGAGGGGAAACAACGUGGGUCUAUACGGGAUCGCGUCCCCGCGCUGGUACUGGUCUGGGUACGCCUUGUGGAUCGCCUUUGCCGUUUGCACUUCCGCAGUCGCUAGUGGAGUGUGCUACCUUGUUCCGCAGAGCGUCGGUUCGGGGAUUCCGGAGGUGCUCGCCUAUCUCAACGGUGUAUCGUACCCGAUGAUGCGCAGCACCCGCGUGCUCGUGGCGAAGCUUGUCGCCGUCGUCUUCACUGUCGCCAGUGGCGUGUGUACGGGUCACUACGGCCACCUCAUGCUCGCGGGGGCGAUGCUUGGCGCACAGCUACUACAGCGGCGGCACGGUGUUCGGUGCUACCAUGUGCACUUUGUGGACCACUUUCGAAACCCGCGCGAUCGCCGCAUCGUUCUUGUCAUUGGGGCCGCCGCCGGUAUCGCUGCCGCCUUCUGCGUGUCCGUUGGUGGCCUUCUCGUAGUGCUCGAACUCUUGUCAGCCGUCUACCCGGUGCGCUUUGCUCUCUAUAUUUUUGCUGCGUGUCUGCUGUCAACGUUGUUCACGCAAGGGUACUGGUCCUACUCGAUGAACCUCGAUGCGCCCUACCGACUGCACGGAGGGCUGCUGCUGCGCGAGGUUGUGGUGUUGUUUCGCUCUCACCUCCCCUUUGGCCAGCACGCAGUGAUGAAUUUGAUGGCGUUUAUCCCUGCCUUCGCUAUCGGGCUCUGCAGCGGCGCGUGCGCUGUGGGAUUUGUACGGCUGAGCUGGGCGGCGCUCUACUGCAGGCGGCGCCUGGAGGUGUGGCUGCGCACCAAGGCAAUCCGGUACGUGCUUCCGAUCCUAUUUACACUUCUGUACGUGAGCGUGCACUACUGGGUUGCUGUGGCUUUCUCAGCGGUGCCUGUAACCGAUGAAGCAACGACCUCUGCCCUUAGUGGGGACAGCAGCGCGCAGGCAAGUGGCAGAGCUGACUCAAAUACGUCGUCGUCUUCGAACGGUGGAGCUGCCGACGAGCACACGCCGGCGGUAUGCCGACCCGUGCCGUACACCGUGCGUAGCGGACGCAACGUGACGACCAUCGGCUUCUACGGCAUGAAUGGCUUCUUGUGCCCGGCGGGCAGCUACCCCGACGUUGGCGCUGCCGGUGUCUAUGACGCUGCACCGCAGGAAAAAGGUGCGUUGGGUGACAAGAUGACACUGCAGCAGCAGCGGCAGCAGACAGUGCGGGUAGUUGAUGCGUACGCCUCCCUGGCCUUCUCGUACGCGGACUCGACGCUGCAGACACUACUGAGUCAGCGAACGGAGCACUUGCUGCCGUGGCCUGCCCUCCUUACAUUUUCCCUUAUCUACUUUUUCGCCUCCGCUGUCUACUCCGGCCUCGGUCUGUACGGAGACACCAUGCUGUCGUCUCUGGUGAUUGGUGCGGCCAUCGGCCGCUGCAUCGGAGCGGCGGUGCACUCGGCAGCAGUUGCUUGGAACGUGAAUGCGGCCACGUGGGCGGACCCUGGCGUGUUUGCGCUCUUCGGCGCCGGCAGCUUUGUGAGUGCUACAUCGGGUCUUAGUUUUGGCAUUGGGGCCAUCCUCAUCGAGUGCACGGCUGACUUCCGCCAUCUCCUGCCACUCAUGUUUGCGAUUGCCGUGGCCCGACGCGUGCUCCUGCAGUGGGGCCGGGACGUGCACACGGUCUACCUGGAGGCCCGCGCCGUCCCCCUGCUCAACGCGGAGUCGUACCUGGGGCGGUACGGCUUGCUGGACGCACGACACGUGAUGCACUCUCCGGUCGUUUCUCUCCCUGUUGUCUGCACCCUCGAUGAUGUGGUGCGCACGCUGCGCAGCACGACGCACCAUGGUUUUCCCGUCGUCUCCCUCAACGACGGCACCUUCAAAGGGAUUGUCACGCGAGCGCAGCUGGAGCUGCUGCUGUGGCACCUGAUCAUGACUGAUGGACGCACAAGCCACUGCACCUACGACGUGAUGCAGCGCGUUGAGGACCACGUAUUCCACAGUGGCUGGCAGAGUAUCGACCCGACUCAACGCCUGCGCCAAGAGCGACUGCACACUGACCAAGUUUCGCUGUAUCCGUACGUGGACACUUCCGCCUUCACGGUGCUUGACACGACUUCCCUGCCACGCACCUACGAGAUGUUCACGACGCUAGGGCUGCGUCACCUUGUCGUGGUCGAUCGCAGCAACUACGCUGUUGGCAUAAUCACACGCAAAGAUCUCAUCGGCGAUCAUCUUUCAGCCGUGUUAGAAUCGCAAGACUCGCCGACACACACCGACCGCGUGCCGUCAUCAGCGGUAUUCGCAGCGGCCUUGACGAGCCUGCGGAAACCCUUUCAUCCGACCACCGCCCAGGUGUCGGAGGUGGCGCGGCAGUCGUCGAUGUCGAACCUGGCUGGACCAUCACCCCAUCACCGGUAG